Molecule: messenger RNA, 660 nt
Organism: Pocillopora verrucosa
Lineage: Eukaryota; Metazoa; Cnidaria; Anthozoa; Scleractinia; Pocilloporidae
Source: RefSeq, a predicted model, not a curated record
UCGGAAAAAGUAAAGGUUAGUCCUUGAGCUUCAUCACAGGGCGUCCGACUUCAUCAUACAAUCUACUUUUUGGCGUUCCAGACGAAAAUAAAGGAGAGGCAUUCAAGUUAUAAGAUGAAGUUACUUUUCGUCAUUACCUUUUUCCUCUGCAUUUCUGUUGGAUACGGCUUGAAGUGUUACAAAUGUUUGACCACCAAAGGCUGGGAUGACUGCAAGGACAUCAAAACAGAAAUGGAUUGUCCUGCCGGAUACGAUCGCUGCUUCAAAGGAUCUGCACACGUAAAAGAUGAAGGUGCAUCCGUUGAAGAAUAUGGCAAAGGCUGUAUGACUAAAGAAGCUUGCGAUACUGACCUGAGCACAAUCGGCUUCUGUAAAGGCAAGGGAAAGUGUAAUCUGGAUUGUUGCUCCGGUGACCUGUGUAACGUUGCCACACUACAGAAAGUCAGUGCUACUGCUCUUAUCGCAUGCACUUUAAUGGCUUUGCUGUAUUAGAAUGAAAAGAUGCAGUUUUCAUAGUUGUUGUUGAACUUUGUAGCUAUAGACAGAAACUAAAGCAGCUGUUAUUAAUAUCUUUUCCAAUGUUUCAUUUUUUUAAACAUCGCAAGCAAUACUUUAACCAAGCCUAAGAAACAGAUUAUUUUGAAAAGCUGUUUAAUGUUU